Messenger RNA from Dendrobium catenatum, 983 nucleotides. Its product is annotated as putative calcium-binding protein CML19. The coding region runs from base 383 to 925 and encodes 180 amino acids. NCBI's taxonomy places the organism in Eukaryota, Viridiplantae, Streptophyta, Magnoliopsida, Asparagales, Orchidaceae. Gene Ontology annotation, molecular function: calcium ion binding; enzyme regulator activity. The record is from RefSeq and is a predicted model, not a curated record. The transcript has a single exon.
AUUCUGCAAUGUAAAUACAUGAAUUUAUUAAAUAAUUUCUUACAUAAAUAAAACUUUAUAAAUAAUAGAAAUUUUCUAAAACUGUUACUCCUUUCUUCUGUUUUUCCCGGUUUUCAUCGCCCAUUUUAUUAGCCGUUGAAACUGAGCCCCCCGCCGCCACUUUAUGCCGCCCACCGGAAAUUUUACUGCCCAUUUCACAGUAUCCCUUCUCUCUCUUCCAACCUCCCACUGAAAAUUCCACUUCCCAUUUCGCAGUAUCCCUUCUCUCUCUCUUCCUCUGUUGCUAUCUCUCUUCCAAAAUCUAUAUAGACUCUGAAGAAAUCUCCCCUCAAAUUCCUACAAUCACUUCUAUCUUCAACCGCCAAUUAAAUCUACCACUUCGAUGAAAAAAUUCCCUUCAAAAUCUGGCUGCGGCGGCCCCUCCUUCCUCUCCAAAAUCCGCGCCGCUCUCUCUCCGAAAAAUCUCAAGAAUCCUCCUCCCCUUCCCCAACCACCCUGUUUCUCGCCUCCGCAUGCCGAAUUCCAGCAAGUCUUUCGCUACUUCGACAAGGACGGAGACUGCAAGAUUUCCGCUUUUGAGCUCUGCAGCUCCAUGGGAAGCGCCUUUAACGAGCAGCUGUUACAGGCCGAGCUGAUUGAGUUAGUCGAAUCGUCCGAUUCCGACGGAGAUGGAAAAUUGGGGUAUGAGGAUUUCUUGAAAUUGGUGGAAGUGGAGGAGGAGGAGAAAGGGAGGAGUUUGAGGGAAGCGUUUGUGGCGUAUGAGAUGGAAGGAAAGGGGUUUAUCACGGCGAGGAGCUUGAAGAGGGCGCUUCAACGGCUCGGGGAGGAGAGGACUGUGGAGGACUGCAAGAAUAUGAUUAAAAGGUUUGAUCUUGAUGAAGAUGGUGUGAUUAGUUUUGCAGAGUUUCAGGUUAUGAUGUUGUGAACGUAAAUAAGCACAAGAUGUAUAGCUCAGAUGAAAUUUUAUUUUGUUUUUGGAAGUU